Molecule: messenger RNA, 1263 nt
Organism: Anisakis simplex (herring worm)
Lineage: Eukaryota; Metazoa; Nematoda; Chromadorea; Rhabditida; Anisakidae
Source: the annotation of a GenBank genome assembly
AUGUUUCCGGCGUAUAGAAGUGAAGAGGUGCAGCGACAUGCGCCUGCUGGAAGGGAUGAGCCACAAGAAAGUGGUCAGCGUGGAAUAGUUACAGCAUCAGUCGUACCGGCAGCAACAACCUCAUCCUAUGGUUCAUUCAAAUGGACAAGCGCAAAGGAGAGCACAACAUCGGGAAAAGUUGAUGAGAAGUACAAGCGAAUGAAGAAACAACUGCAAAAAGAAAAGAAACGACGUGAACGUGAAGAACUGAAACGUCGUGAAUUGUCAAAGCAUUCAAUAAAGGUCGUUUCGUUAUUCUCAUCAGAUGAUGACGAGAGUGGGGCAGAAGAGGAGAUAAUGUUGGAGCCAAUGAAAAUCACCACAAAACAUAAGCACCCUGAGAAAGAUUCUCGAAAACAUGGCAAAAGAAGAAAACAUCGAAAAAGUCGGCGAAGUUCACGAUCCCGAUCCAGAUCUAGAUCGUCAAAAAAGUCAAGACGAAGAUCGAGGUCAAGAUCGAGAUCAGAAUCGGAAUCGUCCUCCUCAGCAUCAUACCAGUCAAGCUCUAGUAGCACUGCUCGUAACUCGUCAUCGUCCAACCACUCUUCCAAUCGACGAAUCAAGACAGAUCUCGAACUUGCAAACGCCAAAGCAUUGAACAAUAUGAAGUGGUCGUUUAUGGAGAAAAUGAUCCCGAAUCAGCCAUCGACAUUCUACGUUUUGGAUCGAAAGUUGGACCGAGCGAACUCGAUGUACGAUUCAGCGUACCGAUAUGAGGUCUCCAAAUUCACCAUAAACACACGUCAAAUACUCGGAGGAAAUGAGCAACUGAAUCGGGCAGUGUUUGCACAGGAGCUAGCGGCAGCAGCAAAGAAACGUGAGAAGAGAGCGGUGAGAUAUUUCGAUGAAGCGGUUCGCAGGACGUGGUCAGAACAACCCGAACGGUACUGGCGAAGCAUUGAGACAAAAGUCGACAUGGACGUGAUUCCGUUAUCGACGGAACCUUUGGAUGUGUCUGAACUUCCGGAACGAGAACAAGUCAAAAAUGUGCUAUUGGAUGAAUCGGUUAUGGAAGGACUUGAUCUGGAGAAACGCAGUCAGAAACUCAACGAAUUAUUGGGACGUGGCGAGAAUCGUAAAAAUAUCGAUCUAUGGUUCAAAUUUCUGGCCGUUCAAGGUUUUGAUAAAGAAACGAAAAUGUGUACUGAAAAGAAGAUCAAUUGCAUCUGCAGCGAACAGAAGUGGGUGAGGGUAAUCGUCGUCGAGGACGGAACGAGCGUUUAA